Jaculus jaculus (lesser Egyptian jerboa) is the source of this 3841-nucleotide messenger RNA. RefSeq names its product sperm flagellar 2 (gene Spef2). Gene Ontology annotation, cellular component: manchette; sperm midpiece. The coding region runs from base 60 to 2876 and encodes 938 amino acids. The transcript is spliced from 19 exons. The record is from RefSeq and is a predicted model, not a curated record. NCBI's taxonomy places the organism in Eukaryota, Metazoa, Chordata, Mammalia, Rodentia, Dipodidae. Gene Ontology annotation, biological process: sperm axoneme assembly. Gene Ontology annotation, molecular function: protein binding.
CAGGAGGACGCAGCAGGCCGGCCGUGUUCCUGGCAAAUUCUUGCCUCCUGCAGACAACCAUGUCGGAGAUCCUCUGCCAGUGGCUCAACCAGGAGUUGAAGGUGUCCUGGACCGUGAAUCCCAAGUCAUUUGCAAAGGCAUUUUCCAAUGGCUAUCUGAUUGGAGAAGUUCUGCACAAGUUUGAACUUCAGGAAGAUUUCUCAGAAUUUUCAGAAAGCAGGGGUGCAACUGCCAAACUUAAUAAUUUUUCCCGUUUGGAGCCAACACUUCACCUUCUGGGUGUGCAGUUUGAUCAGAAUGUGGCUCAAAGCAUCAUCACAGAAAAGCCUGGGGCGGCCACGAAGCUCCUGUACCAGUUGUACAUUGCUCUCCAGAAAAAGAAGAAGGCAGGGCUGACUGCAGUGGAGUUACAGACAAUGCAACCUCAGGCAAGCAUAAGGCUCCAAAGCAUGAAAAGUGAAGCUUUUCGAGAGAAACUCAAACAUCUGAUUCCACGGCAAACUGAUUUCAGUCUGAUGCGGGUCUCAUGCAGGUUCCAAGAAAAAUGUAGAAAAAUGAAAGAAGAUCUUGCCAGAAUGCAGUUUGAGAAUAUCGAAAGAAUUCAAAAAAUCAGGGAGCAACAAAGAUCUUUUAAUAUCGAAAAGCAACGCCUAAACAGAAGACGACAAAAUGAAAUCAUGGCCAAAAUCCAAGCAGCGAUUAUACAGAUUCCUAAACCUGAACCAAAUCGUACUUUAAAAGCAAUUGAGGCCCAGAAACUGCUGAAAAAGAAAAAAGAGGCAGAGGAUGUGGCCAAUGAGAUUAAGAAGUUUGAAGCCCUAAUAAAGAAGGAUCUGCAGGCAAAAGUGAGUACAUCCAAGACUUCUUUAGAAAUAGCGGACCAUACAACUACUGACUUGUUAAACACAUACUCCGAUGAUGAUUACAUUAAAAAAAUCCAGAAGCGCCUAGAAGAAGACACCUUUGCAAGAGAGCAGAGAGAGAAGAGACGGCGGAGGUUGCUAAUGGACCAAUUGAUAGCUCAUGAAGCUCAGGAGGAGGCGUACCGCGAGGAGCAGCUGACCCACCGGCUGAUGCGCCAGUCCCAGCAGGAGCGCAGGAUCGCCGUGCAGCUCAUGCAUGUUCGCCACGAAAAGGAAGUUCUGUGGCAAAACAGGAUUUUCAGAGAAAAACAGUAUGAAGAAAGACGACUUAAAGAUUUCCAGGAUGCCCUUGAUCGAGAAGCGGCUUUGGCCAAGCAAGCCAAAAUUGACUUUGAAGAACAAAUCUCCAGGGAGAAGGAAAUUCAUGAGAGGAUAUCCACGGAAAGGGCUCAGGCUCGCUAUGAAAAGCAUUAUACAAUAUGUGCAGAAAUUCUGGAUCAAAUACUUGAUUUGUCCACUAAAGUAGCAGACUACCGAAUGCUAACAAACAAUCUGAUUCCAUAUAAAUUGAUGCAUGACUGGAAAGAACUAUUUUUUAAUGGGAAACCCAUAUACCAACAAGCCAUCAUGAAGAACCUGGCUGAUCAUCCUUCAGAGGAACACCUUAUAGAACUGGAGAAAACGGAGUUGCUUGAUAAGAAUGACUAUGAAGAGUACAAGAACAUGGUUGGAGAAUGGGCUUUACCGGAAGACAUGGCUGACAACUUACCGCCCUCCAACAAUUCCAUAUUGGGCCACGUGCUUCACAGAUUAAUUGAAAAAUCUCUUCCUCCUCAACAUGACUCAGCAGACACGGAAUUACCUUCACUGGCUGUGAAAGGAUGCUUGUUGGGAAAAACACUCAGUGGGAAAACUACCAUUCUAAAGUCUCUACAAAAUGAGUUUUCUAUUCAGGUACUUUCUAUAGACACACUUGUCCAAGAGGCUAUCCAAGCAUUUCAUGACAAUGAACAAGCCCCUGAGGGUCCACCAGCUGAAAUGGAGGAGAAUCAAGACCAACCCCUGCCUGUCCUGAAGGAAAGCAGCGAGGAGGAGAGGCAGGAUCUACAAAAUACAUUAUCACCUGAUCCAGUUUCAAAGGAAGCAUUACUAGAAACAGAAGAUCCCAAAACUAGUGAAGCUGAGGAAGUCAAAUCAAGUGAUAGUUUUGCAAAACUUACUGUGAGAGCUCAGCUGGGUGCGAAAUCAGAAGCGUUGCUAAAGAAGGGAAAGAGCAUUCCAGAUGGACUGCUAGUUAACAUCAUGGUAAAUGCCAUUAAUGAGAUACCUGCUACACAGAGCUGGCUACUUGAUGGUUUUCCAAUGACACUAAACCAGGCACAGCUCCUGGAGGAAGCUCUCACUGGCCACAACAGGAGCCUCCUGGAAAUGGAGAGAAGAAAAUCACGAAUACCCACACUAGCAGUGGAUCCCACAGCUUCCAAGGAAGUGCCUCUUCCUGCUUCUGCAUUUGAUUUUGUCAUAUUGCUAGAUAUUUCAGACACUUCCUCAUUGAGUCGCAUGAACAAUAUCUUUGAUGAGGAAACAUCACGGCAAACUUCUUGUGACAAUGUCGUUCAAACUGGAGCUACUGAAAUCCAAGGCAAGGAUGUGAACCAGAACUUAAGAGACCAGAUACAGCAUAGAAUUGUAGGCUUCUUGGACCACUGGCCUUUGUUGGAGCAAUGGUUUUCAGAGCCACAGAACAUUUUGACCAAAAUCAAUGCUGAAAUAGACAAAGAUUCUUUAUACCAGAAAGUAAAAGAAAUUUUUUCAAUUGAAAUCAUGAAUAAAAAGAAUAAAGUUGAAAAGAAAUUAGAAGAGGAUGAGAAGAAAGCAGCAGCUUCACUGGCUGAACAUCCACCUUUUCCCACUCCUCCCCCUCCUCCUGAACCAGAACAAGAGAAGGAAGCACAGCCUCAUCAUGACAUGUCAAGAAUUUCUGCAAAAGGAAAGCCACAAUCAGGUGACUGACAAAGUGAUUGUGUCCUAUAGGUCAGUUUCUUAUUUUCACAUAGAAAAGAAUGAUAAAUGGCACUACCGGUUCAUUUAUCUGGAUUUAAACUUAGGAUAUUUCAAUCAUAUGAAUCAAAGAACUAGUCUCAAAAGUAGAAAAGCUCUCUCUUUCUCUUCUCUUUUUUCCCCUCCCCUCCCCUCCUCUGCCCUUCUCUAUCUCUCUCGCUGUCCUCAUGUACUAAGCAUAUGCUUGACUACUGAGCUGUGUCCUUAUUCAAGGAAAAGCUCUCUUAAUAGUGAACAACACAAUUUAUUUUUCUAGCUCAGGGGCUUGACUGUAUUGCAGGGGAUAUGGAAUCAUCACACUCAGACAAACUACUUAGACAAUUACAUAUUAACGUGACAUGCAGGUUUGUAUAUGGCCAGAAAUAUUCUGUCCUAGGUGAUUAUAAAUGAUAGAACUGAAUACCUGACAUCUCAGCAAACUUAUAUGUUUAUUAAUCAAUAGGGGAAAAGCCAUACAGGGAAUAGUUUUUAGUUUAAAGUUUUGCAGAUCUUUAGUCACUGAGAACCCUGAAACUAGCAUUAAGUGAUAGAAAAUCAACAUGACAAAAAUAAAUUGUUCAAGUACUGUCCCAUAUGAUAUCUGUAUAGUGUCAGUAGCAAUUAUGUAUAGAAGACAUACAUGAACCCCUAGUGUGUGUUUCAGCUUUAUAAGUGGCUGACUGUGCAGUUAUACAAGUCUAUCUAUGCAUCUGUAAUGUAUCAUGAGCAUAUUUCUAACUUGAUAAUCUUUUGACUGCCUGGAGACUUAAGAUAAAUCUGAAUCUUAUUUUCACAAAAUUAAAUUUGCCCAGAGUAAGUGCAGAAAUUUGAAACACAUCAAAAACUUUUGCUUCAUAUGAUUUAAAUUAUUUCCUUUAUAGUAACAUGAAUGAUGAUACAUUAAGUACUAUUUUGCUUCAACAAACUGAAGUAUAAAU